UUGCGGCUGCUGGUGUGCGGCGGCGACGGCACCAUUGCCUGGGUGAUGGGGGUCAUAAAGAAGCUCAAGCUGCAACCGGAGCCUCCCAUCGCCAUCAUGCCAUUGGGAACGGGCAAUGACUUAUCCCGCAGCUUUUUAUGGGGCCCGGCGUAU
This is a messenger RNA of Volvox carteri f. nagariensis, 153 nucleotides long. RefSeq lists its product as uncharacterized. The record is from RefSeq and is a predicted model, not a curated record. Gene Ontology annotation, molecular function: ATP-dependent diacylglycerol kinase activity. The annotation marks the transcript as partial. Lineage: Eukaryota; Viridiplantae; Chlorophyta; Chlorophyceae; Chlamydomonadales; Volvocaceae. Gene Ontology annotation, biological process: signal transduction. The transcript has 2 exons.